Molecule: messenger RNA, 468 nt
Organism: Prunus armeniaca (apricot)
Lineage: Eukaryota; Viridiplantae; Streptophyta; Magnoliopsida; Rosales; Rosaceae
Source: the annotation of a GenBank genome assembly
AUGCAACCAUGGCUUCCCCUACCCCCAAAACCCCAUAUCAAGCCUCGUUCUCCUCCUCACCACCCAUGCAGACACCUAACCUUUUAUUUCCACGACAUUAUCUUCAACGGCAAGAAUUUCAAAAAUGCCACUGCAGCCAUUGUGGGUUCACCGCCUUGGGGCAACAGGACCAUUUUGGCAGGGCAAAGCCAUUUUGGUAACCUUGUUGUGUUCGACGACCCAAUUACUUUGGACAACAAUUUGCACUCUGCCCCAGUUGGUCGUGCCCAAGGCUUCUAUAUUUAUGACAGGAAAGACAUCUUCACUGCAUGGCUUGGCUUCUCCUUUGUCUUCAACUCGACCCAACACAGAGGGAGCAUCAACUUUGCCGGGGCAGACCCAUUGAUGAACAAGACUAGGGACAUUUCUGUCAUUGGCGGGACUGGGGACUUCUUCAUGACUAGAGGGGUUGCUACUUUGGGAGACUGA